AUGUCGCUAAUAGAAAUGCCAUCCAUUCUCUUGCUUCUGCUCUUGGCUUAUCUCUUUGUGCAGCCAUGCAUACCUCACAUGUCCCAAUCCUCCAACAACUUUACUGAUCAAUCAGCUCUUAUUGCCUUCAAAUCUAAAAUCACUUUUGCUCCAAACGAUACUGCCUUCACUGCUGCUGGUAACUGGUCAACAACAACAAACUUCUGUGAGUGGUUUGGGGUCUCUUGUAGUCGACGCAGACAAAGAGUCACGGCCUUGAACCUUUCCUACGUGGGUCUCCACGGCACCAUUUCCCCUCAUAUUGCCAACCUCUCCUUCUUAGUUUCACUCCAGCUUUCUAACAACAGCUUCUAUGGUUUUCUGCCUCAUGAGAUAAGUCGUCUACACCGCUUGAGGGAACUUAUCUUGUUAUUCAACCUAUUGGAAGGUACUAUCCCUCCAACCAUACAUAAUUGCCAGAAGCUUGAAUAUUUAAAUCUUUAUGACAACAAGUUAAGUGGUGGCAUACCUAAAGAGUUGGGCAUGUUACUUAUGCUUCGCAUAUUAGUCAUUGGCUCUAACAGUUUUAUGGGUGCAAUUCCAUGGUCCCUCGGCAAUAUGUCGUCAUUAAAGAUUUUGGAUUUGGAAUACAAUAACCUCACUGGUACAUUCCCUCUUGACAUCUUUAACUUGUCUUUUAUAACGGUUAUUGCUAUUUCAAAUAAUCACAUCUCAGGAACUCUUCCGGUGAAUCUUUGCAAGCAUUGUCCUAAUCUUCAAGGACUGUAUAUUUCCUAUAACGAAUUCAGCGGUAAGCUUCCCUCACAGUUUAAUCACUGUAGAGAGCUUUCAAUCUUAUCUCUGUCAGCCAAUAAGUUUGAUGGAAGUAUUCCAAAAGGUUUUGGGAGUUUAGAAAAUAUUGAAAUUCUUUACCUAGGAAAUAACAACUUAACCGGAAAUAUACCUCCUAUCAUAAGCAACCUGUCGAUGUUAAAAGAGAUUUCCAUUGGCCAAAACAACAUUAAAGGUAGCAUUCCAAGUGAUUUAUGGCGUCUCCCUAAUCUGAAUAUUUUACAAUCUUCCAUGAAUGAUCUCACCGGAACAAUACCCCAAAAUAUUUUUAACAUUACGUCUCUAAAAAAGCUCGACUUGACUGCAAAUUCUUUUUCUGGAGAUCUUCCAUUAGAUACUAGAAUCUCUUGCCCUAAUCUAGAAAUUUUGACUCUUGGUUUAAACAAAAUCAGUGGUCAUAUCCCAUCAUAUCUUUCAAACUGUUCCAACCUCAUCCAAGUAGAUUUUGCUUCAAAUUUACUCUCUGGGCCAAUACCCAGAAGUCUUGGAAACUUGAAAUUUCUCCAAAGACUUAGUCUGGCUGAUAAUCAGCUGACUGGGGAGCCUGGAGAUCAAGAGCAUAGUUUCCUUACAUCUUUAGCUAGUUGCAGAUUUUUGGAGCUGAUAUCCAUAACCCUCAAUCCCUUGAAUAUUACAAUCCCGGAUGCCAUUGGAAACCUUUCAGUUUCACUUAAAUACUUUUAUGCAGGUGUAUGCCAAAUAAAGGGUCAAAUUCCAAUGGGAAUGGGUUCCUUUAAAAACUUGAACGCGCUUGAAUUGACGGGUAAUAGUUUGACAGGAAAAAUACCGUCAUCAUUUGGGGGAUUGGAGAGCUUACAAAGAUUGCGUCUUGGCGACAACAAGAUUGAAGGUUUCAUCCCAAGACAACUUUGUAAAUUAAAGAAUUUGGGAGAAUUGAUUCUCUCAAAUAAUGGCCUCUUUGGAUCCAUUCCAGAUUGCAUUGGAAACCUCAAUCUUUUGCAAAAAUUAUACCUGAGUCAUAACAGGCUAAUAUCAUCAAUCCCAUUGAAUUUGUGGAGUCUUAAAAAUCUAAUAUUCUUGGAUUUAUCAAUGAAUUCCCUUGUUGGAUCAUUGUCUCCAAACAUGACAAAAUUGGUUGUUAUUGUAGACAUGGACUUGUCUCGUAACCAAAUUACUGGAAACAUUCCGAGUAUCAUUGGUACUUUUGAAAGCCUUAGUUAUCUAAAUGUGUCAAUGAACUCAUUCCAAGGAGACAUUCCACAAUCUUUUGGACAAUUGAAAGGAUUGGAAAAACUAGAUCUCUCAUACAAUAAUCUCUCUGGUGCAAUUCCCAAGUCUCUUGACGCACUUCCAUAUCUCAAAUAUUUGAAUUUGUCCUUCAAUGACUUAUCAGGAGAAAUUCCAUCUGGUGGAACUUUUGCAAACUUCACAAGGAAGACAUUUUUAGGUAACGAAGCACUUUGUGGGAAUCCAAUUUUUGGAGUUCCACCUUGCACAAGUUCGAGUUCUCGAGGAUUAAAGGUGAAGCAACUUUUGCUCAAAUAUAUUGUACCUGUCAUUGCAUCAUUUAUAAUCUUUGCAUCACUUGUCAUUAUGCUGAGAAGACAUCCAAGAUGUAACAUACAUAUUCUAGGUUUACCUAUCACUUUGCCUUCUGUGGAUUAUAGAAUGAUAUCAUAUCAUGAGCUUUGUUGUGGGACGAACAACUUCUGUGAAAGCAACUUGCUUGGAACUGGAGGUUUCGGUUCUGUGUACAAAGGGACACUGUUUGAUGGGACUAUUGUUGCUGUCAAAGUUUUAAAUCUGCAAUUAGAGGGUGCUUUCAAAAGUUUUGAUAUUGAAUGCAUGGUGUUAAGGGCAAUCCGACAUAGGAAUCUAGUUAAAGUUAUAAGUACAUGCUCCAACACGGAGUUUAGAGCUUUGGUGCUGCAAUACAUGUCAAAUGGUAGCCUGGAAAAGUGGUUAUACUCUCACAACUAUUGCUUGAAUCUUGUUCAAAGAGUAAGCAUUAUGGUUGAUGUUGCAUUAGCAUUGGAUUAUCUCCAUAAUGGUCAAUCAGAACCUGUGGUUCAUUGUGAUUUGAAGCCAAAUAAUAUCCUCCUGGAUGAAGACAUGGUUGCACAUGUGGGUGACUUUGGCAUUGCAAAGAUUUUGGUCGAAAAUAAAGACGUAACACAAACCAAAACCCUUGGCACUAUUGGCUACAUCUCACCAGAGUAUGGUUUUGAAGGGAGAGUGUCCACCAAAAGUGACAUUUAUAGCUAUGGGAUAAUAUUAUUGGAGAUGAUCACGAGAAAAAAGCCCACCGAUGAUAUGUUUGUUGGAGAACUUGCUAUGAGGCAAUGGAUUUUAUCACUACCUUACAAAAUGGAAGUCGUGGAUGAUGGUUUACUUAGGAUAGAAGAUGGAAGGGAUGUAACUUUCAUGCAAACUAUUCUGUCAUCUAUCUUUGAAUUAGGCUUGAGGUGCUCUGAAGAAUUACCAGAUCAAAGACUUGACAUCAAAGAUGUGGUGGCCAAGGUUAACAAAAUCAAAUUGGCACUUCUUGGAAAUAGAAAUAGGGGUAUUUGA
Quercus lobata is the source of this 3363-nucleotide messenger RNA. Its product is annotated as LRR receptor-like serine/threonine-protein kinase EFR. Lineage: Eukaryota; Viridiplantae; Streptophyta; Magnoliopsida; Fagales; Fagaceae. The record is from RefSeq and is a predicted model, not a curated record. The coding region runs from base 1 to 3363 and encodes 1120 amino acids. Gene Ontology annotation, biological process: protein phosphorylation. The transcript is spliced from 2 exons. Gene Ontology annotation, molecular function: ATP binding; protein binding; protein kinase activity.